UUAUUACAGGUCUCUUUCUUGGAUCUUUCAUCUCAUCUCAACAAAUAAACCGCACAUCCUCUCUCUAUAAAUAACACAAAAUCCCUAUUUCUUUUCUUCCUUCAACAGUUUCUAUUUCUCAACAACAAUUUCUUCACAAUUCAAUCUAUUCCAAAAUAUCUGUUUUGAUCUGAAAAAUGGGAGGUGGAAAAGACAAUAAUGAUGAAUCUGCUGACAAGGGAGUUUUCUCACAUUUAGCUCAUGGAUUAGGAGGUGGUCAUGGUUACCCACCUGGGGCCUACCCGCCACCACCAGGGGCAUACCCACCACCACCCGGACAUGGCUACCCUCCACAUCAAGGGGGUUAUCCUCCAGCUGGUUAUCCCCCUCCUGGUGGUUACCCUCCUGCUGGUUAUGCUCAUGGUGGCUAUCCUCCUGCUGGUUAUCCACCACAUGGUUAUCCUGGUCCAUCUGCUCCACAUGCCCCAGGGCCGUAUGGGCAUGCCGGACACGGUGCUAUGGGGGGUGGAAUAGGUGGAUUGAUUGCCGGUGCAGCUGCUGCAUAUGGUGCUCACCAUGUUGCCCAUGGCCACUAUGGACAUGGAGGAUAUGGUCACAUGCCCCAUCAUGGGAAGUUCAAGCAUGGAAAAUUCGGCAAGCACGGGAAAUUUAAACAUGGAAAGUUUGGAAAGCAUGGCAUGUUCAGGAAGUGGAAGUGAUCCUACCUAUCCAUGUAUAUACAAACCACUGCUGCUGCUGAUUGCUUUUAUAAAUAAUCUUUACUUCGUAUGAUGCCAAUCUAUACUUGGUCGAACUCUUGUAUUUUUUUAUUGUUGCUCUGCCUGCCUAAGAUGAUUAAUCAAGUUCAUGCCUAUUUUGUUUUGCUGUACAUUACCACUUUACCUUGGUUGGUUUAUCAUAUUAAAUGGAGAUUGGAUCAAUCUUUGUCUUUUAAGCUUGUGGAA
Messenger RNA from Medicago truncatula (barrel medic), 944 nucleotides. Its product is annotated as glycine-rich protein A3. The transcript has 3 exons. Bases 177 to 698 code for a protein of 173 amino acids. The record is from RefSeq and is a predicted model, not a curated record. NCBI's taxonomy places the organism in Eukaryota, Viridiplantae, Streptophyta, Magnoliopsida, Fabales, Fabaceae.